Molecule: messenger RNA, 5480 nt
Organism: Vespa mandarinia (Asian giant hornet)
Lineage: Eukaryota; Metazoa; Arthropoda; Insecta; Hymenoptera; Vespidae
Product: neural cell adhesion molecule 2
Molecular function (GO): protein binding
Source: RefSeq, a predicted model, not a curated record
AAUAGUGCGUAUCGUGCGUGUGCUUUUCGUUCCUCGAGAGAGCCGAGAGCAAAGGGAAAACGUGUCUAGGUCGGUGCAACGAUGCAAGAAUAAAGAAACUCGAAGACGUGUUCGCGAGUUAUUUUCUCGUUUCCCCCUUGGAAAAGUGUCUCCCGUGAAAAGUUUUUCUAUCGCGAAAUGACCGAAAGGUGCGCGAGAUCCACGCUGCUUCUCGGAGGUGAUGGUGAUUUCAUUUGAAAGGAAAAACUAGAACGAGAAAUGUGCGGUGAAACGUCGUUUUACGAUUGCGAUCGGUUGCUAUGAUCGAGCCGCGAAAGGUUAACGUCGAACGAUCAUGGUUUACCCGAGGCUGCACGUCGGGAGGAGUCUACGAUCGAACGCAAACACGAGAUAUCUCCACGUCCUGAUCGUGCCGCUCUUCCCGCUCUGGAUUAUCGGCGCGUUCUGCGUCAAAGAUGUACCCAUAUCGCACAUCGUGGCACUGGUCGGAGAUCCCACCUAUCUUCCCUGCGACAUAUCAACUACCCACGAAGGAGAUUCGGUACAUCUUGUGCUCUGGUAUCGCGAGGAUCUUGGAACAUCGGUUUACAGCGUCGACGCCAGAGAUCGAGACUUUGGUAUAGCCGAGAGAUGGUCGGACGACACGGUGUUCUCGAGUCGAGCUUACUUCAUGCCAGACAAGAAACCGGCCGAGCUGGGCGUGGAUCACAUAAGGGAGGAAGACGCUGGUAUUUAUCGGUGUCGGGUCGACUUCCAAAUCGGCCAAACGCGAAACUCCAAAGUCAAUUUAACGGUGAUAGUUCCACCUCACAGAAUCGUGAUCGUCGACGAAAGAGGCAUCGCACGGGACAAGACGGCAGGACCCUAUGCGGAUGGCGACUCCUUGCGGCUCUACUGUGACGUGUAUGGCGGCAAGCCACCGCCCACUGUGACCUGGUACCGUAACAACAAUUUCAUGAAUAACAAAACGAUGAACGUACGUAGCGGCGUGACGCGCAGCGAGAUCGUGAUAAAAAAUUUGGGACGAGACGACGUUCUCUCGGAGCUGACCUGCAACGCGACGAAUAAUAACAGAUCGCUCCCGCUGUCCUCGACCAUUCGACUGGAUAUGAAUUUCAGCCCGCUGGAAGUGAAAAUAAGGGAUGCUAAUCAGCCUCUAUCGGCCGGCAAAAGGUACGAGCUCGUAUGCAGGACUUCCGGUUCGCGACCACCGGCGAUUGUGACAUGGUGGAGGAACGGUCAACGUUUAGUGGAUUCCAAGGAAACGACCUCGAGCGAUGGGAACACGACCAGCAGCGUCUUAUCUUUCAUGGCGACCAAAGCAGAUGCCGGUAGACACUUGUCAUGCCGAGCUGAAAAUUCGAUCAUGGGAAGCGCGCCGAUAGAGGACGACUGGAUACUCGAGAUACAAUACACGCCGGAGACGAAAAUACAACUGGGAACAUCCUUGGACCCUAGCACUAUUCGAGAAGGUAUGGACGUCUAUUUCGAUUGUCUGAUACAAGCUGAGCCGCCGGUUACCAAAGUCGAGUGGCGUCAUCAGGGCAAGGCACUUUAUCACAACGUAACGCAAGGUAUUAUAAUCAGUAACCAGAGUUUGGUACUCCAAGGAGUCGACCGCAAGAGCGCUGGCAAUUACACGUGCGUGGGAUACAACGUCGAGGGCGACGGGGAGAGCUCGCCUUUCUAUUUGAACGUCAUGUUCGCUCCAACUUGCAAGCCGAACCAAACAAAGUUCCACGGUGUUGCUAAACAAGAAAAGGCCAACAUAUCCUGUCAAGUGGAAGCGAAUCCCGCGGAAGUACAGUUCCGGUGGACGUUCAACAAUUCUGCGGAGAGUAUCGACGUUGCCGCGGGUCAUAUCGCCAGAGCAGGCACAUCCUCGAUCGUUUCGUACACGCCAAUGACGGAAUUGGAUUACGGAACGUUGCUAUGUUGGGCCACGAAUCGUAUAGGGCAUCAACAAGUGCCUUGCGUCUAUCACAUUAUACCCGCCGGUCGUCCGGAUAUGGUACACAAUUGUACAACCUCUAACACAUCGACCAACUCGUUUUCGGUGCGAUGCACCGAGGGCUUCAACGGCGGCUUACCGCAAUCCUUUCUUCUCGAGGUGAGGGAGAGCAACAGCCAGGAAUUGCGUGCAAAUUUAACGUCACCGGUGCCGCGUUUCAGCGUCGCUCAACUCGAGUCCGGUGCUCUUUAUCAGGCGUGCAUUUACGCGUACAACGAUAAAGGACGCAGCGAGGCAAUGGUCGUGCAAGCAGGAACGUUGAGGCUCCCUGAAAAACAAUUAACAUCCGAGUCAGAAAGGCCACGGCAAAACGUUAGAUUAACGCCGAUGUUCAGUGUCAUGAUCGGCGUGGUAACGGCCUUGAUAAUCGUCGCGGUAAUAGUCAUGAUCGUUUUGAGGAUCCAACACACGAACGUCGAGGAACGUGGCAAGUCGCAAAUGGAGGAACAUGGGAAGCAAACGAAAUCGGUCCCGAUACAGCGCGAACUGAGAUUCCGCGAAGGUAGCAGCCUUCUCAACGACGAAAAACAUCCAGGUAGUCCAUUCAGGAAAUUGGAAACAAGCGGUGACUUGAGUGAGAGCGACGAGAAGAAUCCGGACAUCAUACCUCAACAAAUUACCGGAGACGAGCCCUCGGAAUACUUGAGAAAAAGACGAUUGGUAUCGACGAUAGAAACCUCUCCGUCUAGAAGUCUCUUGGAACACUCUACCAUCACUUCUUUAACCGGGCACGGCAGCUACGUUGGCUACUGCACCAUUCGCAACGGGAUGCCCCUGCACGAAUUUUCAAAUUUAUCUACCAAACACAAAAGUUUUCAGCCCAUCAUCGGGAGCGUGUACGACGAUGGAGUAUGCACCCUACCGAGACAGCACUGGCCGACUCAGAACGUUCAAUCGAUGACGAUGAGUCCACCGAUGUUGUACGCAGGGUUAGGAGUCGUCGGCAGGACCUGUCCAAGUACAUGCACGCUCUUGUCGAAGGACAUCGAAACGAGAGUUCCUGCUCAGUGCUGCGUCCAGUCGCAGAAAGAGGCGACCGUGACUACGCCCGUUGUGAUGGCCAAAAGAGAAAGCUCGGUGUGACGCUGUAAUUGACGAAUCCUUGAGAACUACACCAUGUAUUAGAAAAGAAAAAAAGGAGUUUCAUUGUUAAUUAUCUUAUCGCUUGCGAAAGAAGUACGAAAGAGAGAGAAAACGUAUGUGACGCACGUCGUAUGUGAGUUCAACAACAACACAAGCCUCUUUUAUUUUGACAAAUUUAUUUCCUACCCCAUAAAUGAUAUCGUCAUUUUACGAACUUAUGUUGAAUCAAGUGCCCUUUUUAUAUUAAAGGAAGACUUUGAAACUGAUACUGCGUCGAUGAAUGUGUAUGGACGUGAAUCGAGAGAGAGAGAGAGAGAGAGAGAGAGAGAGAACGAGCCGUGUGUACGAACGCGUGACAUUUAGUACGAAUGCCUACACAUACACGUGUGUAGUACGUGCCUGCGUGUGCUUGUACAUAUAUAAAUAUACAUAUGUACAGUUGAGAAUGAGAAAGUGUGUAUAUAUACAGGCACACGCAUGUACUCCAUGCAUACACUUGAGAAUACACAAAGGAACACAUACACACAGCGUCGCGUAAUUUAUGUACUGUACAUACCUUUGGAACAUGGAAGAUAUUUUAUACAAAUCAAUAGCAUAAAGUUUAUUCAACUUUUACUACGGUACACACUGUACAAUUUGUCUAGUCGAUGUAAGUAAAAAAUACGUAGACGAAAUUCAAAAAUCGAUCGUGCAACCAGAAUAACGUAUACUGAAAAGGGUUAAUUCGUUGGUGCGAUAUCGUGUGAAAAAUCGAUCGCACGGCGCGGCGUGCCGGAGCCGGCAAAAGUUAAAAACGUAGACUGCUGGGAAAGGGGAUCGAAAGCGAGGAAACGCGAUAGAAACAUAUCGUUUGGUUUUUCACCACGAAAAUCGAACAAAACGUUUGAAGAGGGGGGGAGGGGAGGGGAGAGAGAGAAUGUGUGUGUGUGUAUGUGUGUGUAAAGGAAUAACGCGUUCGAACCAAAAAAAAAAAAAAAAAAAAAAAAACGAACGACGACGACGAAAACAGUCAAAGCAAGUCCCCUGGUUUCUUUCAGUCUACAAUAUUCUGGAUUUUAUUGUAACGUUAACUAUCUGUAUGAUAAUGUCUUUAAAAGAAAAUAACAUUUUCCCCCUUUUGCGAGUAAUCGUACUAACGAUGACACAAAUAUGAGCGUUGUUUUAUAAAAAAAAAGGGGAAAAAAAAGAAGAAUGAAUCUUUAUCUUAACUCUUCAAAUUAGAUGAAUGCCGAUUUAAUUAAGUUAAGUCUGUCACUCGUGGUACGUAAUUGCGAUAGUCCUAAAAAUUACUGCCUGUUUCGAUGCUUAAGAAAAUCUUGUUGGAAAUCUAAUGUAUCACCGGAGGUCAUUUCUCGUUGCCUCUCCCAUGUAUUAUAACUGAACGUAUCGUUAAUCGUUAUAAGGACGAAUAUGCCCGGCCGUGCGAAUACACACCCUCUGAGUCAUGCAGCGAGGAGGGCUGCCGCGUUUCAGCCGCGUUUCAACCGUGGUUCCUUCCUGUAGAUCUGCAAAUUUGUAUAAAAGAGCAAAAUGUGCGAGUGUAUGGCUUUCGUCGAUUAUCGAUUUCGUUACCGGCGCCGGCGAUACGACGACGGUACGUUACCUAUGUUCUAACGUAGAAAGAAAAUAAAUCGAUUUCCAUUUCCGCGAUUUAAGAUUAAGGGGAUGCAUAGAAAGUGGAUGACAUUUUGCUUCGUCUUGUAAAUACCAACUUUGAAUGACGAAGCGAAUAACAGAAAAAUACUUGAAGCAGUGAAAAGGAUAAAAAAGAAAAAGAGGAGAGAGAGAGAAAAGUUGAAGCUGAAAGGUCCGAAUAAAGUUUAUACGGCGUUUAGGUACAUAGCUGAGAAAGCAUCUGUCUUUCCGCCAGAGUCAUUUGUUAAUAAAAUAACGUCGAAACUGAACUUUUCUCUAAACUUCUACGUGAAUGUGUUCUUUCGAUCGCUAGACAUUAAGUUAUAUCUCUGAGAAAUCUGACUAUAUAAUGUUUACUAAAUGAAUUGUUAAUUAUUAUUGCCAUUGAUGGAAUUGAUGUUGGUACAUAAUCGAAUGUACUAUCGACAUAUGUACACGUUAGUGAUUGAUAAAUUGGAAAAUGCGUAAUUUAUCCUUGUAAGAAAUUUUACACGAAAUCAAAGAAAACACACAGAGAUACGCACCAAAUAAAAGGACGACUUUGUUCGUCCUUUCGCAUGUUCGAGUUCGGUCAUAAAUGUUGACGAUACGAUGAAUAAUAACUCUGAUCGUUUAUUUUCAACUCGUAAAUGUUAACGCAAAAAAUUUCACAAGGCUCGAAAAGUCUCCUACUUACGUUUCUCGUCGUGAUAUAACUAACAUAAUAGAAAAUAAAACACGUUCGAUGAUAAUUCGUUAUAAAUUGAACAUU